Porites lobata is the source of this 758-nucleotide messenger RNA. NCBI's taxonomy places the organism in Eukaryota, Metazoa, Cnidaria, Anthozoa, Scleractinia, Poritidae. The record is from the annotation of a GenBank genome assembly.
AUGGAUAUCCGAGCCGACAUCUGCCCUACUUUCAGUACUUUCAUGACCUGGGCCAUUUCUCAUGGCAGACAUCGUUGCAAUCUUCGACACCCAUCGUACAGAUAUCUUGAGCGGCCAAAGCAGAAAGCAUCCAGUCCUCAGCCAGCAAAUGAAGAGCCUAAACCGCGACAACCAAAUUCUUACGCAACCGUCUUAGCGAAAAACAAACCUCCAGAACCUAAAAAAUUUUUCGUCGACUUACGUAGCGACCUUAUAACGAAGAAUACUUUGGAGGAAGAAUGGCCAGCUCUUGGAUCGCCUGAACAAGGACUGCCUAUCAAAGGUCCGGACGAGAGAUCCAAAGCUACGGCGGAUCAACUUGAAAACGAUAGAUUAUUCGCAGAAAUACAAGAUAGCGAAUACACGCAGUUUAGCGAGUAUGACGAGAACGACGAAGAUAAUUACAAUCCAGAAGAACAGAAUGAAAAAACUUCUGGAGAGAACGAAGAAGAUAAUUACAAUCAGGAAGAAGAAAGUUAUGAUGACAACGACGGAGAUAAUUGCAAUCCAGAAGAACAGGAAGAAGAAACUAAUGAAAAGAACGAAUUUCGUUUGACGGGCACCACGAGAUAGAGCUAACCCAUACAGAAGCGAGCCGAACACUACCAAAGAUUUCCCGCAAGUGUGACAUCUGCAUGGAUCGACCGAAAGACGCGACCCUAGUUUGCGGUCACAGGUAUUGCUACCAGUGUGCGCUUCAGAUGCGGCUCGAUGAACGC